Molecule: messenger RNA, 10405 nt
Organism: Paramuricea clavata
Lineage: Eukaryota; Metazoa; Cnidaria; Anthozoa; Malacalcyonacea; Plexauridae
Source: the annotation of a GenBank genome assembly
UGGUAACUUUUUCCGUUUUUUGACUUUUUUUAUUUUACGGCUUUUAUUUCCGGCUUCUAUUAAAAUAUCUUGAAAUUCAUUUAAGCAUUGAGUAAUUACAUUAUCAUUUCUAGGGUGAUCAGUGUUCAUAAAAGUUUGAAAUUUCCUUUGUAUGGUGGGUGUUCUGAGUUGAUCAGUAAAUGUUCUAUUAUAAAUAUUUUUUCCAUAUAAAUUGAGGCGGCAACUUGUUUGAAAAAUUAGGAUUCAAUGCCCUAUUUGAAAAAAAAUCUGUGUCAUUUUUAGUAUUUAGCCAGGUAGUGAUCUGGCUAUGAUCUGAAAGGUAACUAGACUCCUGGGGCAACAAGGAAUUCGAUGUUGUUAAUUAAUUCAGUAUUACAAAUGGCGUAGUCUGUGGUACUAGUACUAUAUUUGUUGUGAAAAGUAGGUUUUCCUAAUGAAUCUCCCUUAAUUCUACCGUCAAGGAUUCUGAGAUUACAAUUUUUACAGAUUUCAAUAAGACGUUUGCCAUGAUUGUUAAUUUUGUUGUCAAAAUUUUCUCUUAUUGAUUUAUGAUAUAUGUCUGGGCUAAGAUUUUUUAUAUAUUUAUUUCCAUCUGGUUUGAUAAAAUCUUUAAGUUUUCCGAUUCUCGCAUUAAAAUCGCCAAUGAGCAAUACAUCCCCUUUACCGGAGAAUGUGAUUGUAUCUUCUUGAAGCUUAUCAAAUAGUUCAGGUUCAAAACAUUUAGAAGUUUCAGGUGGUAUAUAGACCACAGAGGUAAAGAUCAUUAUUUGAUUUAGAUAUUUCUCUAGAUAUUUUGCACCAAAUAAAGCUUUGUGAAUUUUUGAUAACAGAAAUGUGUUUCUCUAGUUUUGAUUUAAAUAAUAAAGUUAUGCCUCCAGAUAAUCUACUCGUCUGGCACACUUUCGCCGUUUUAAUACUAUUUAUUGUUCUAUAUCCUGGUAAGUUUAAAUUUGUUUGGGACCAGGUUUCUGUUAAUAAUAUAAGAUCAUUUGAUUUUAUACUAUUUACAAAAUCUAUAUUUUUUGAUUUGUCACCAAUCACCUUAUGAAAAAGGCCAUUGAUGUUCCACGUAGCUAUCGAUAAAUCUGACCGCAUUCUAUAAUUUUCUGAAACUUAUAUAAAAAAAAUAAAUUAAUGUGAUUUGAAAGGACUACUUAGUAAAUUUUGGAAAUUUUAUGUUAGAAUAGACUAUACACUAAAGUAUAUAUAAGAUCAAUAUGUUAAUCAUAAUUUCAAAAUAAUCGUGAAUUAUUGGUAGGAUCGUAAGAUUUACUAUGACACAUACCCAUACAUUAGUUUGAUGAGUUAAACCAGGUGAGGUGGUAAACCUGUGUUGACUGGUGUUGUAUAUGGAUGUUUUAUUGGGGGUUGAUGAACUUUGGUUGGGUUAGCUGGAAUAGGUGGUAUAUUAGCUUCCGAGAGGUUGAUUGCUUGAUUUGAGAAGUUGGUGGGUGGAAUAUUAGAUGGUGUUGUGGAGUAGUUGGUUGGUAAAAUGGGUAAAAGGAAUGGUGGUGGAAUGAAUCCAGGGGCAGGGUUAAAGGCAGGUGGGUUAAAAUAUGGGGGUUCAUAGUUGCUAGUUGGUGGAAUAAAACCAGGUGGCAAUCCGACGUUUUUAAGUGGUGUAGAUUUUCGGUUGUUCAUUUGUUGCUGGUGCUGAUGAGGGUUAUCCCGAACCCAGGUGGGCUUGGGAGAAUGUAGGCUUACUUUGUUAUUUUGGCCAUCACGACUGGGGGUUGUUUGCUGUUCGUUUGUUUUGAGUAUACCGGUUGAGUCACCAGGUACUUUGAAGAAGGCAGCUGCUUUGAGGUUUUUAGCGAAAACUCUGAUUCCAAAUUCAUUUAAAUGUUUUCUAUCAUAAAAAUGUUGGUAAGAAGCAAAGACACCACUGUAGUUUACAUGAAGCACAUUAGUUUUAUUUGUGCAUUUUUCUUUAAUUUUCUGGUUUAACAGAUUAAUACGAGAUUGCUGGUUGUCCAUUCGAAUUGAUCUAAUUUUUCUAUUGAAUUUUGCUGUUUAAGUUCAUCAGCGGAGUUAAUCAUAUUCAUAAGGAUAUCAAAUUAAUUGUUUCCCCAUGAUUUCAAGGGUUUCCCCUGAAUUUAUAUUCUGCCAGUAGAGAUGUGAAAGGUUAUUGUAAUUAAAUUGGCUGUAAUUGAGUUGUUUGCAGAGUUGCUGAGAGAUAUUUGAAUUUUAUCACAUUUCGAGGCAUCGUUUGCUUCUUCUUGUUCUUCCCAUCGAACAUUAAAUAAGGGGUUUUCUUUUAGGCUCAGAUAGUAACGAAAAUAAAACGCUUUCAUACACAUGACCAAUCUUUCCUGCGAGGUUGAAAAGGCAAUCAUAUCUGCAUAUGCUUUGUAUAGAUUAUAAUCUAACAUUUUAUAAGGGGCUUGCUUCUUCCUUGAUUUCUUGAAUUCGGAGGUUAAACGCCAUCGGGAAAAUGAGCUGUCGGGUUCUAUCGCUGUUGUUGGUAAAGUACGUGCUUCGUCAAGCUCGACUGAUUUUUCUUCUUCAAGCGUAUCCUCAUCCAUAAUUAUUCUCGUAAAAACUUUCACGGGAUGUUUAGGUGUUUGUAUAAACAAAAAUAAACUUACAAAGUACUCCUUUUAUCACAAAAAAAUUAAUAUUUUACGCUCGAAAAAACAUGUCCGCCAUCUCGCAAAUGCAAAGGAAAGACCACAAUGCAAUAAUUAUUAAAAUAGCGGGCCAAAAAUACUAUUAGUGACAAAAAACGAUAUCAGUGACAUAUCGUGUUUAUGUCACCCUGGUAUCGCCCUGAUAUGAUAAGUAUGUGAUAAAUAUAGGUUAUCAUAUAAGGGAUGAGGUGAUAUCAGUUUUAUCGCUCGAGGGAUGAUAUCACAAUUGUCACGAGCGAGCGCAGCGAGCGAGGGACAAUUGUGAAAUCGUCCCGAGAGCGAUAAAACUGAUAUCACCGAAUCCCGAGUACGAUAACCUAUUUAUUAUAUACUUGUACCUUUAUCAGGGUAUGACACCCAAAAGUAAACAGUUUUGAAAAAAUAGGAUCAUUUUAGAAUUCAAAACAUUCAUCAUUUACUGAACAAAUAUGAUUUUUGAAAAUAAAUAGACCAUUCAUAUAAAUAAUAUACAAUUUAAGUCUUUCGUUUUGUAUUAUCGUUCUUGUUUCCUUCGAUAAACUGUCGACAUCAACCAACACGAACCUCGAGUCGGCCAUCUUUGUUUUGACAAGGCGCGAAAUUUAGCGGGACAAAAAACGAUAUCCGAGACAAAAAACGAUAUCCGGGACGAUAUCGUUUUUAUGUCCCGCUGCUUCCUACCUGAUAAAGGUACAAGUAUGUGAUAAGAACCAUUACAAACAUUUUGCAAAAUUGAAAAUUAUUGAUAUAUUGACUACUAUAGGCCUACAAAUACAGUAGUAUCACGAUCUUUGGGCAUCCCACUCAGGAACCAAAUGUUGCAGAUUUGAAUUUUGAGUGAAAAUUACAUGCAUUGUUAGACUCAGGAGCAGCUGCGAAAUUUACAAGGAUAGGAACUGAACCUGCACCUCGCGAUUCUGGAUGGUGCAGCACUCUGAGUCCAGAUAUUAAACAGUAAUUAUAAUUUGUUUGUUAUUUCGAGUCACAACAAUUAUAAUGUAUUUUGUGGUAUGUUGAUAUUCUAAUUCUGCCACUGAAGACGAUGUUUACUACCACAAUUUUUUUGCACACGUGUCAGUCCAAAAAUUAUUGACAUGCCUUGGAAAUUCGAAAAGCUUUGCGAUGCAUGCAAUGCCGUUAUGGUCGUGGCUCGGCCGCCAGUUUUCAAGAUGAUUAAAACGUAAAAGAAUCAACAACCAGCCACUUGCAACAAUAUUAAACCUUACCCACACCCCACACCUAAUCCUAACCCCCACACUAACUCUAACGCUAAAGCAAACUCUUAUUUCAAUUUUGGAACCAUCUCGUAAACUACCUCUCUUCCAUCUCUUUUAAACAUUACCAUGCCGUUAUCUGGAUUUAAGAUGAUUUUGGCGAUUAUAGAACCUCCAUUAAUAAUGAAUAGAUUCAGUAUUUGCCGUGGGAUUUCAUGAUAGUUUGCUGCGUUUUGGCUAAAUUAAUGAGAAUUUAUCUUCAGAAACCCCAUCCCCGUCAUGUUUUCCCCGAAAUAAGUCCAUCAAGUUUGGCCCAAGAACGACUUUUUGGGCGUCGUUUGGCUCUUUUGAAUUUACAGUGUUCUUGCGAUGGCCAGACAAAUAUAUGUUUCUUAUUCGUAUUUACUGGAAAUUGUUUUCAAAAUUCUUACUGUGGAAAUAGUAUCUUAGUUGAAAAUAGUAUGGACAUCCAAUUUUCAUACUAACUGCAAUUUCCAUACUAUGGAUUUUUAAGGUGUCUAAAAAAGUUACGGCCCUUAAUUAGAAAUCAUCCUUUUGUUGUAAACACCCAAACCUCAUUACCUCGAAGGAGUAGUCCCGUCAGUUGCUCAGUUCGAUUAAAUAAAAAGGUUCAACUGACUACAGAACAAAUAGUUUUUUACUGUUUACGUGCACAAAAUCAAAUUCAUAUGUUGAACGAUACCAAAAACUUAAAUUAAAUAACUUCCCAUGUAUAAUUAUAAAAUUCGAUUAGUAGUAGGAAAACGCCGAUUCUGGGACAUUUUGGUGACAAACCCUCACCCCCACCCCCAUGGUGACAAAAAGACCAAUUAACAGCUACUGCGCACUCCUUCUGCGCAGAUUUUGGAUCACAUGACCUAUGACGUCACUUCCGGUUUACUGCGCACCCCCUCCCGCGCAUCCGAUGACGUCACUUCCGGUUUACCGCUAUGACGUCACUUCCGGUUUAUAAAAUCACGUGACCACGCCCCCACCACGCCCUCCCCCAAACCCCUGCCAGCCCCCCGCCGCCCCACGCUUGGAGUAAUCUCGCCGAAGCCUUACAUAAGUCUUGCAUAAGCUUUACAUAAGUCUUCCCUAGGUCUUCCCUAAGUCUUCCCUAAGCCUCCCCUAAGCCUACCCUAAGCCUUCCCUAAGCCUUCCCUAACCCCACCCAAAACCUACCCAAAAACCCCACCACCCCCCGCCUUGGGAAGUCUUCAAUAAGUCUUCCACUGCGCAGAUUUGGAUCGCGUGAUCUAUGACGUCACUUCCGGUUGAGGAAAAAAGCUGAGUCAGCAGUUUUUGAAAAUAUUUUUCUUUUUGUAUAUAAUAAAAAGGAUCCUUUUCCUUCAGUUCCCAGGUCCUGGAACAAGUUGUCAUUCCUAUUUUUAAACCCUUUGGGUUUGAAAAAAACUGAGUCAGCAGUUUUGAAAUAAUUUUUUUUAAAAAAGGACACCGGAAAUUACUGAAAGACUAAGGGGAUGGUACAACUGGCUAACCACCCACGUACCAUCAUCCAUCAGGAAAGGCGUGUCCGACGCUUUUAACACCAUGAGGAAGAAGGUUGUAAAACUGUACAGCGGCAAAGAGGGAGAAGACCAGUGGCACGACGCAAGGGAGAACUUCAGCGACGAGGACGAACAGUGGUACGACGCCAAUCCGGAAGAGGAUCUGAAACCCAUCCUUGCCAAGCGUGGUAUAAAGGAGAAGGUAAAGAAGUAUGUCAUCAAUCCUAACGGAUCGUACGACCCGGUCCACUUCCUCGAUACCACAAGGGACGAGGUUGAGACGCUCAUAAAUUCUGAAACAGAACCGAGGAACGUAAACAUGUCUCUAGCAUGCGAGAUAGUAAGGAACGAUCCGAAAACUGAGGAAGAAGUAUCCGUCGUCGCACACUUCAGAUCAAAAACCCACAAACUCGUCGGUACGGAUAACACGGAAGAGUCUUUUAACACCAUGAGGGAAAAGAUGCUAAAAUCCUUUUCCGAAUACCAGAAGCGUGGUAGUGGGUGGAGGCUUCGUAGGGUAGAUCUGCUCGAAAUUCAUAUCGGAAAAUACCAACCGUUAAGGGGAAAGGGCUACGAACCAUUAUCCGGGACAAUCAGGAAAAAGAAAGUGAUCAUCAACAUGAAGAACGACGACGAUGAAUGUUUCAAGUGGGCUGUGACCCGCGCACUGAAUCCCACUGACAUCCAUCCGGAAAGAAUUACAAGGAUUCUUAAGGAGCAGGCUAAGGAACUAGACUGGGAAGGGAUAGAGUUCCCAACACCCCUGGACAAUAUAAAAAAGUUUGAAAAGAACAACAACAUCGGUGUUAACGUGUUUGGGCUUGACAGAUGUCAUAAGGUAUGUCCCUUGCGAAUAUCCGGCAGUGUUGAUUCUAUAAACCUCUUCAUGUGGAAGAACCACUAUAGCGUCAUCAAGGAUAUGUCGAGACUUGUAGGCGAACAGGUUAACGAUCAUGGACAUAAAAAACACAUCUGUAACCGCUGUCUUAAUGCAUUCGGAUCGAGCGGGCUCUUGGAGAAACAUCUGGAGUUAUGUUCGAACAACAACUAUCGAAGGCAUGAGUAUCCAGAACCUGGUACUACUACGGAGUUCAGAAAUUACGAAAGAAUACAGACCGUUCCGUUUGUCAUCUAUGCAGACUUCGAAUGCUACAUCGAAGGGGUUGACGCGGUUGGGCGAAACCCCAACAGAUCGAGUACCACCCAAUACCAAAAGCACAACCCAAGCGGAUUUUGUUACUACGUCAAGUGUUUCGACAAUUCCGUUUACAAACCCAAGCUGGUACACUAUACCCAACAACACGAGGGAGAGGACGUUACCAAAAAGUUUGUGGAUGUGUUGGAAGAGGAAGCUCACGAUAUAUACAACAGGUUCAAGUUCAAGGAACCUAUCAAGAUGUUUUUCAAAGAUACCGAAAAUUAUGAAAGGGCGACUGUCUGUUAUGCGUGUAGGAAGGAAUUCACUGCGAAAGACCACAAGGUCAGGGAUCACUGUCACUAUACGGGAGCGUACAGGGGUGCGGCACACAAUACGUGUAAUUUGAAAAUGAGAAAACCGAGAUUCAUUCCGGUACUUUUUCACAACCUCGAAGGAUACGAUGCUCAUCUAUUCAUUAGAAACCUUGGGGUAAAUAGUGGAGACAUCAAAUGUAUUCCUAGAACGGAAGAGAAGUACAUUUCCUUUACUAAGGAGAUAGAGGUUGGUAAGUUUACCGAUGAAAACGGGAAGGAGAAGAAGGUUAUAAGAGAGCUGAGGUUUCUUGACUCGUUCAAGUUCAUGGCAAGCUCUCUGGACAAGCUCGUCAAGGGUUUGGGUAAGGACGACUUCAAAAAUUUGGAGUUGAUGACGGGUCGUCGCACUAAGGAACGGAGGGAGUUACUUAAACAGAAGGGUGUUUACCCUUAUGAAUAUAUGAACGGUUUUGAGAGGCUUGAAGAAACAUCGUUACCACCGAGGGAGAAAUUCUUCAGCAAGCGUAGCAACGAAAACAUAAGUGACACGGAUUAUGAAAGAGCCUGGAAUGUAUGGAAUACCUUCAACAUGAAAACCAUGAGGAACUAUCAUGAUCUGUACCUGCUAACGGACGUCCUACUCCUGACGGAUGUGAUGGAAAACUUUAGAAAGGUUUGUAAGACCAACUACGGAUUGGAUCCGAUGUGGUACUACACAGCACCCGGGUUGGCAUGGGACGCUGCGCUGAAGUUAACCGGUGUGGAGCUGGAUCUCAUAUCCGAUCCCGAUAUUUUAUUUAUUUAUUUUAUUUUAUUUUAUUUUAUUUUACAAGAUUCGCCAAACAUAACAGACAUAAAUAAGACUAAUACUUUACAAAAUUUACAUACAAUUCGGGCAGGGACUAGCCACAGAGAUAAUCUCCAAUUAUGGGGCCCCUCACAAUAAGUUACAAUAUAUAACAUUAAAACGAAUUAUGCUAAAAUGUCAACAACAUGUCCUCACUAAUAAACUAUCAAGAGACCGAGUUGAGUGGCAUUUGACGCACACAGACUUAAGUGUUCUACGAUUGUCCGGGUUGUAUAUUUGUUCUAAAAGGUUUAAGUAGUAAUUGAAUAAAGAGAUUUUAAAGUAAGCUAAUGAUCUUGAAGUGUCACGAAUAUUGCUAGGGAGAAUGUUCCAUACGCUAGGCGCUCUCACAUAGAAAUUGUUCUUGUAGCUAACUGUCCUGCAUCGAGAUACAUUAAGAAGAAUACCAUUGACAGGGUCAGCGUUUCUAGUCGUCCGGGUGGUUGUUCGUAUUGACACAUUGACAUCGUUGCUUAGAAUACUCUUGUAAAGAAAAACUAAGUCUAGAAAUUCGUGCCAAUAGCAGACCGGGAGAAUACCGAUAACCAGUAGUCGUUCCCUGUAUGUUGUGGCUGUUCUGUAAGGAAGGGAAAGGAUGAAUUUGGUCGCGCGACGUUGAACCCGUUCUAUUGACAGUAUGUCGCUGACAGUUUGAGGUGCCCACACCUGGCUGGCAUAUCCUAACUUGCUGCGCACUAAGGACAGGUACAACACCUUUCGCACGUGGAUGUUAUGCGUGUCGGAUGCUGUUCGACGAAUGAAGCCUAGCAUUGAGCUCGCUUUUGAUGUUAUUUCUUCAACCUGUUUCGUCCACUUGAGAUCUUUUGUGACAACAAUCCCAAGGUCUUUUUGAUGACAUAGUUGCCUCAGAGAACUAUCCAGUAGUUUAUAAUUUGUUGUGACUGGUUGGCGACUUCUUGUGAAGCUCAUUACUCCGCAUUUAGACUUAUUUAAGUCCAUCUUCCAGAUAGUACACCAGUUCACGAGAUUAUUGAGAUCAUUCUGCAGACUUUCGCAAUCGGGUAAAUCUUUCACCGGACGGUAGCACUUGGUAUCAUCGGCAAACAUUGCCACAGUUGAUUCGCCCGAGAUGGAAUGUGGAAGAUCGUUCACAUAUACUAGGAAAAGGAGGGGCCCCAAGAUUGAUCCCUGAGGAACUCCAGACAGUACAGGGAGUGUACCGAGGUCUCACCCAGAACAGUGACUCUUUGGUAGCGGCCGGAGAGAUAAUUUUCAAACCAACUUAGUAGGUCACCUCUUAUUCCAAACUUGUGAAGUUUAAUCAACAAAAGCUUAUGACUAACCUUGUCAAACGCUUUUGCAAAGUCCAAAUACACAGCGUCGACUUGGUUUCGACUCUCCAACGCUUGGUGAAUAUCCUGGAGAACGUGCAGAAGCUGUGAGGUGGUUGAUUUGCCUCUGAGGAAACCGAAUUGUAGAUGGUGGAGUUGAGUGAAAAUGUGUGAUACGAGUUGGUUGUAGACACAACGUUCGAAGACUUUGGAGACCAGGGACAACAGAGAUAUUGGUCGAUAGUUUGAUACAUCUUCAGCUGGACCUUUCUUUGGGAUUGGAACAAUAUUGGAGAGUUUCCACUCAUUUGGAAGUUUACCCAGAGAUAAACUCUUGUUGAAGAGAUCACAUAGCGAUAAAUAAAUACUGGACGCACAGUUUUUGAGGAGUUUCGCUGGUAUUUUGUCAGGGUCAGCGAUAUGUACCUAUUCAUCGAAAAGGGUAUUCGGGUGGAAUCAGCACCAUCACCAAAAGGUAUGCCAGGGCAGAUAAUAAGUAUAUCGAACUUUCUAAGAACCUAACCUGGUUGGAAAGAUUCAAAAAGUGGAUGGGAAAAAAGUUUUCCGAUCUAUCAUCCGUAAUCAUAUCAAUGCUUAGCAUGAUUAUUUCGGCAAUUACUGGCAUUGAACCGGUAACCAAUCGUGACGACAAGGGGCGGUCCACAUACCUACCCUAUAUGGACGCGAACAACCUGUACGGAUGGGCAAUGAGUCAACCUCUACCCAUCAAGGAUUCUAAGUGGAUGGACGGCAGGCGACAGGGAACUGGAGAAGUGGACAGACUAUAGCUGUAUCCUCGAAGUGGAUAUGGAAUAUCCGGACGACUUACACAGCAAGCACAACGAAUAUCCCCUUGCACCCGAAAAAAUAAUAAUUAACAAGGUGGAAAAACUCGUUCAGAACCUCAACGGCAAGGAAAAAUACGUCCUUCACCAUAAGAACUUGGAACAGUACCUGAACCUGGGGUUAAAGAUCACUAGGAUCCACCGCGGACUGAAAUUCUACGAAAAGCCUUGGAUAAAGGAAUACAUCCAACUCAACACGGACCUGCGUACAAAAGGCACUACGGACUUUGAGAAGGACUUCUUCAAGCUUAUGAACAACUCGGUAUUUGGAAAGACGAUGGAAAAUGUUAGGAAUAGGGUCGACAUAAGACUUGUUAAUAACGAGAAGAAGUGGAACAAGUUGGCUCAAAACAACUACAAAUCUGCGACCGUUUUUUCCGAAAACUUAGUGGCAGUCCAUAUAAUGAAGACAUCCGUAAAACUGAAUAAACCUAUAUAAUUGGGGAUGAGCAUCCUUGACAUCAGUAAGACCCUCAUGUAUGACUUCCACUAUAAUUACAUUAAACCAAAGUAUGGGGAUGAUGCCAGGCUCCUAUUCACGGACACGGACUCCCUAUGCUACGAAAUUAGGACCGAGGAUUUUUUCAAGGACAUAUCCGAAGAUGUUCACGAAAAGUUCGACACCAGCAAUCUAG